AUGGCCUCAACCUUGACAACUUCGGUCGCCUCGAAAUCAUCGAAUUCCAUUUCGCCACAAUCCGAUGCCCCAUACAACGAAUAUCACGAGCGAGAAGGUCCGCUGGUCGGACAAAAAUACAAAAAAACGAAAGCCAGUUUCAAUCAGGCUUCCAGUGUACCGACAAUGAACAUAGGCACGCUUCUGUCUCUUCGUAUUACAGGACAUGCACUUGUCUGUCAAAAAAAGUACGCCAAAGCCGAAGCUAAAUACCAAAUCGCCUUCAAUGGGCUCAAGGAAUCCCUUGGAUGGCAACAUGAAGAGACGCUUUCGUGCCUUAAUGACCUAGGCAUUUCUCUUUACCAUCAAAACAAGUUCACUGAAGCCAAACGCAAAUACCAAUCGGCCUUUGAGGGACUCAAAGAACUCCUUGGACCACAGCAUCCAAAGACGCUUGCAUGUCUUCAGCACAUAGGCAGUGCUCUUUACCGCCAGGCCAAGUACAUCGAAGCCGAAUCAACAUACAGACAGGUCUAUUGGGAACGCAGAAAAGCUCUUGGAGCACAUCAUAAAGACACUUUAUCGGCCUUACAGGACGUUGGCGAUGCUCUUUUAUGUCAAAACAGAUACAUCGAAUCCGCAGCAGAAUAUCGGAAGGUCUAUAGGACUCGCCAAAGAACUUUGGGAGAACGCCACCAGGACACUCGCUUGGUCCUUUUUAAAAUUGGCAAAGCUCUUGAAUACAAAAAUCCCCACGCUGCAAUCAUAGGAAAAAGCUGA
Messenger RNA from Penicillium vulpinum, 759 nucleotides. RefSeq lists its product as uncharacterized. The transcript has a single exon. Gene Ontology annotation, molecular function: protein binding. Bases 1 to 759 code for a protein of 252 amino acids. The record is from RefSeq and is a predicted model, not a curated record. Lineage: Eukaryota; Fungi; Ascomycota; Eurotiomycetes; Eurotiales; Aspergillaceae.